AUGAGCUUCGCCACCACCGCGACACGAAAAUCGUCAUCUCGGCCUUCUCGUUCUUGCAAUCUCUGUGGUCGAUCUGGACAUGAAGCCCCAAAUUGCUUUCGGGUUAAACCCUGCCCUCACUGCAACCGCACAGGACACGAUCCCCGCCGCUGCUUCGAGGUCGUCGGAUAUCCCGAAGGCUGGUCCGACAAGUCUCCUGCGGCUUCUUCUAACGGCGCACCUCCGGCGGGGCAAGGGCGAUCGAACAACGCCUCCUCUUCUUCGGCUGGAAAUAACAGAGGGUUGAUUCCCUCAGUUUCAGCUAAAGCCCACGCUACAGGUUUAAUUGAGGCUACCCCUGUUGGGCCUGGUCUUGUUGGCCUGGCAAUAUUGGUUCUCCUAUUCAAUUUGGUACUUAUGAGGAUAAUUCUAUAUCGUCAGCUACAGGUUUGA
Messenger RNA from Striga hermonthica, 432 nucleotides. Lineage: Eukaryota; Viridiplantae; Streptophyta; Magnoliopsida; Lamiales; Orobanchaceae. The record is from the annotation of a GenBank genome assembly.